AGACUUUGGAACUGGCUGGACACACUCACACGUCCCCGCAGCCUAAUCUCAAGUCAUCUCCUAAGAAGCACCACGCCUGGAGGUAUAAAAGGCCCAAGACAGUCAGCUUCAGACCCGAGGAAAACUCCGACCGAUCGCCCGUGACCUCCCGGAGCUUACGGAGCUACAAGCCGCCAACAUGACGCGUGUGGCGGGAACAAAGCUCUGCCUGCUGCUGCUGCUGGGCUCCUGCGCGCUCGCCCAAGACGCAGGGAGUCCAGACGAGACAUGCCGCUUGGCCCGGCGAUUCAAGAACUUCAGACGCUACGUGUACGACUACGAAGCUUCAGCGGUCAACAUGGUGAAAGGAGCCAGCGACCAGAAGACUGGACCUAAAGUCACCUGCAAAGUGGAGAUGGACGUACCCAGGACCUGCGCCUUCAUCCUGAGGACCACAGACUGUUCCCUCAUGGAGAUCUCUGAUGUGGACUCCAGUGGAAACGCCAUCUACGUGCCUGCGCCUGGAGCCGAGGUCUUCAGCGAGGAGAUGUCCAAGAACCCGCUGAUGUUCCAGGUGUCUGAUGCCGGCGUGAACCUGUACCCAGAGGACGACUCCACCCUCAUCCUGAACAUCAAGAGAGGCAUCGUGUCGGCUCUGAUGGUGCCCCCCAGAGAGGAGACCGCCACGCUGCAGCUGCCCACAGUCCAUGGACAGUGCUCCUCAGAGGUGACGGAGAAGUACAGAGACGAGAGCACGUCUCAGGUGACCAUGCGCAGAGACCUGGGCUCCUGUGAGGGGCUCGUCCACAAGCAGCACACCAGCCCCCUGGCCCUCAUCUCCGGCAUGAACUCUCCUCUGUCUAAACUGAUCAGCGCUGAGCAGAUCUGUGACUUCACCUUUGACACCCAGAAGAGGCACAUGAGCACAGCCUCCUGCACCGAGACACACCUCUUCCUCCCCUUCUCCCACCAAAACAAAUAUGGCGUCUCGACUGAGGUGCACACCUCUAUGAGCCUGAGGGACGUGUCCAAGAUCAACGACAGAGUCUUCUCUUAUGAUGAUAUGAAGUUGCGCAGCUUGCACAUGGAGCCAGUGGAAGACAAGUCCCUGGUGCAGACCAAAGACGCUUCCUUGGACCUCCUGAGAGUCCUGCUGUCCCUCAGAGACCUGAAUAAAGACGAGACGCGCGCCCCCCUCUUCCGCCGCCUGGUGUUGGAGCUCCGCGGUCUGAGGGCUGACACCGCACGCGACGUUGCUGUGGAGAUGUUCGAACUGUCCGAGAGAGUGACCGUCCAGGCUCUGCUGCAGUGUGGGACCCCGGAGUGCCUGAGCGCCCUGCUGAAGGUGCUAAAGCCCUACCCCAUGGACGCCGUGGUCAUGGGCCUGGGGAUGCUGCCCAACCCCUCACGCCAACUGCUCGCUGACCUGCUGGAGAUGGCCAAGUACAAGCAGAGCAAAGCCGUCAUGUACGCCCUGGGAAACGUCGCUGUGAAACUGGCCACUGCUGAAGGUUAUGAAGUGCCUGAAGUGGCUGCAGUCAGUGAGUUCUUCAUGUCCAUCCUCGGAGCAGACUGUUCUGGAGACAAGGAGCUCACCUUCCUCACACUCAGGGUUAUUGGAAACAUGGGAGCUGUUCUGGAGGUAGUUGACCCGUCCAUUAAAGGGACUCUGCUCAAGUGCAUGAGACAACCAGCCACCACUUUGUCCGUGCAGCUGGCCGCCAUCCAGGCCUUUAGACGCAUGAAGAUCACAGACGAGGUGCGCUCUAACCUGCAGCGGGUGAGCCAGUAUCCCAAGGGUGCUGUGCAGAAGCGCCUGGCUGCCUACCUGAUGCUGAUGAGGAGCUACGAGGACAGCGACUUGGAGAUGGUGAAGAGGCUGUUGGAGAAGGAGCAGAACGCCCAGGUCAAGGCCUUCAUCGUCUCUCACGUGUACAACAUCCUCACCUCAGAAGACCAGACACUGCAAGAGUUGAGAUCCAAGUUGGAGCAGGUCAUGCAGGACGCUGAGGCCCCUCAAGGUCUAUUCGCACCCGAGUCCCGUAACUUCAGGCUGCCCGGUGUCCAAGGAAACCUCAUCUUUGACCCCAACAGCCAGCUGCCCCGAGAGGCCCUGCUGGAGACCACGCUGGAGGCCUUUGGAUUCAAGAUGGACAUCUUUGAGUUGGGCAUGGAAGGCAAAGGUCUGGAGCCCACAGUGGACGCUCUGUUUGGGAAGAACGGCUUUUUCCCCGACACCAUCUCCAAAGCUCUGUACUGGAGCGAGGACAAGAUGCCCCCUAAGAUCAGGGAGGUGCUCAGCAAGUGGACCGCACCGUUCAAAGUCCAGGAUCAAAAGGUAUCUGAGGAUCUAAUCAGAGAAAUCGUGCGUAACUUCAACAAGCUGCUGAAGGACCUCCAGAGCUCCGAGAUGCCCGACGCCACGGCCUAUCUCCGCCUCAUGGGCACUGAGCUGGGCUACAUCAAGACCAACGAGCUGGAGUCAAUGGCCAGGACCCUCCUCACAUACACCGAGAUGUUUGCCUACCUUCUUCCAAGGCAGGAGAUUCAGAGCUUCCUGAAUGGAGACAAUGAGCUGUUCGCCCAUUACAUGUUCAUGGACAACAAGUUCACGAUGCCCACUGCUUCUGGUCUGCCCCUGAGCUUUCACCUGACUGGUACCUUCACCCCGGGCGCCAAGGGGAAAGUCACCUUUGACCCCAAAAUGAUGGAGCUGUCAUUCAAGCCUUCUGCCGGACUGGAGUUCAUGACACAGAUGGGUGUGCACAUGCCUGAGAUGGUGAGAUCUUCCCUGGAGAUGACCACCGAGCUGUUCCAUGAGAGCUCCUUCAACGCCAGGAUCUCCAUGGAGAAGAACCAGAUCAAACUGUCCAUGCCCGCGCCCAAAAACAACAUCAAGCUCCUUCACGUCAAAAAUGACGUAAAGAUCAUCGGUCUGGGCAAAGCUUCUGUGAUCCUGCCCACGUACUCAGGGUUGGACUGCUCCACCCAGUUGCCGGGGAUGAAGCUGUGCUACGCUGUGUCCGGAGCAUACAGCGGAGACGACCGUCCAUACUUGCCCCUGAACGGAGCUGCACGCUACAUGCUGGACAUCAUACCUGUGGGCGAAGCUGUAGAAUACACUGCCACCAUCAGCUACAACCUCCUGAGUGAAGGCAAAGAUGGCCGCCAUAAAGUGGACGCAGUCAAUGUGGCCCUGGUAGUGGAGGGCGAUGGCAAGUCCUCUGAGGCCACUCUCCUGAUGAAGUACAACAGGAACAAGAACCUUCUAACCUCCCAGCUGCGGAUGCCAGACUUUAACUUUGAGACCGGACUGAGCCUGGGAAUGACCGAGAGCAGCUCAGGCGAAAAAGCCCUCACUCUGGACGUCUCCAUGCAGAAAGAGCGACUGGUCUCCGUCACUACCCGUGUCAAACUGCAGGACAUGACAGACGGGCUGGUACAGGUCCACCUGGUGGCGCCCCCCUUCCGCACAGAUGCCGCCCUCACGGCCGCCAUGAACAGGGACAACGGGCUACUCCUGGAGUUCAGCAGCGACGUCAAACUGCCCAAAUCCGCCUCCACCCAGGCCGUCACCUUCAAAUACGGAGAGGAGCGGGUUGAGGUGAAGCUGGUGUCCAUGGUGGACGCGGAGACCAAAGUGUUGGCGGAAAACAGUAAACUGGCCCGGGACUGGCUCAUGCUGUUUGCGGACGGAGUCAUGGACCAGAGAGUGGUCAACACCGACAUGAAAGUGAGACAUAUCAUCAACAAGGGCCUGGAGGCUGGUACUAUCUGGAUGGACAAGUUCAAGGGUGACUUUCCCUAUGUGGAGACUCUGAAGAACAACAUUGCAAACAUGGAAAUACCAGCCAUGCCUGAGAAACUGUUCAUGAACUUUGAAAGUGCACUGAAAUACAACUUCAACCAAGAUUCCAUGAUCCUCUACCUCCCUGUACCUUUUGGUGGCAAGACGUCAGAGGAGCUGCGCAUCCCAGCCCGAGUCACCAUCCCCAGGGUCAACGUCCCCCAGAUCAACAUGGACUUCAGCUCUAAGGACAUUUCUAUCCCCACCUUCACCGUCCCCAUCGAGUACGAGCUCACGGUCCCCCUCAUGGGCAAAAUGGAGAUGACAACCAAGAUGGAGAGCAACCUGUACAACUGGGAAGCCAUGGUGGCUGUGGGCAACUACACCGAGGAGUCACCCAGCUACAAGGCUGAAUACAACAUCAGGGGAGAGGGCCCCAUCAAGCUGCUGUCCUUCUCUAAUGCUGGAACUGCCGAGCUCUUUGAGGAAUUCAAUGGUGUCACCACAUCCCUCUUCUUCGGUUUGAAGCACGAACUCCUCCGCUCUGAAAUCAAAGUCCGCAACAACUUCGGCAUCACUGACAACAUCUGGUCCGGAGGCAGGAUCGUCAUGACCGCCAAAGCGCCGGGAGUAGAUACUGCAUUGAGCACCUCCGCACAGUUCACCCUCGCUCCCACCAUGCUUUCUGGUGACAUGAAUUCUGAUGCUAGCAUGACCGUUGGACCAAUUGAAGCUACCUGCACAUCCCAGAACACCUUCUCCUUUGAGCCGGCUAAGAGGGAAGCUAAAGCCGAAAGCACUGUCAGGUUCAACUCUGACAUUAUGAAGCUCGCCAACAAAAUCAAGAUGUCCUAUGCUAACAAUGAGCUGAUCAUGGAUUCAAACACCAACAUGAACAGCGAGCCACUCAAGCACACCACCAAAAUUAAUGUAGUGUACAAGGAUGUCAAGCUUAGCAUCCAGGGUGACUCUGUGACUAAAGCUAGCGAGGAGAAAAUGCUGCGUAGCCAGAUGGAGCUGCUAGCAUCUGGAGAGCAAGUGACAUUGAGAGUGGAAAACCAAGUAGACGAUUCUUCAAACCGUGCCUACUCCCUGUUGACCGGUUCCCUGACGCCAUCCGGGCUGGAGGUCAACUCAGAUGCUUCAGUCAAUGUCUUCUCCAGCCUUGCCUCUCACAAAGCUACCCUUACAUUUGAUAGCAAUGGCCUGACCACUAGCUGCACCACCACCGCCCAAAUUACCCCACUCACAUUUGAAAAUGUUUUCCACGCAGGAGCAGAUUCUACUGGGGCUACGAUGUCUCUUACCACGAAGGGAGGCAUCAGAGAGAAUAAGGCCGAGCUGAAUGUCGAGGGAAAGAUUGCAAGCUCCGAAGUCUACCUCAACAGCAUCAUGAAAGGCAAUUUCUUCGACUUAAACGGAAGGAACAGAGUCAACUUGAGGCUUAACCAAGAUGGCCUGAUCGCCUCAAACAACAUGGUGGCUUCCUAUAAUGAAAUCAGCACCAAGAACUCCCACACGCUGUCUCUCAACAUGAGGUCUUUCACUCUCCAAUCCAAGACAGACAACUUCUUGAACAGCGAUAACACCUACAUGCACGAUAUUACAGUCAAUGUUGAGCGCUUUACCACCAAUGCCAUCAUGAAAAACGAAAUGAAGAUUGUCAGUGUUAGCUUCAACAACGAUGCACAGUUCAAAGCAGAGCCCUACACCAUGGAACUGGUUGGUACGACUAUGGGCAAAUACAAUGACGAGGAGAUGCGCCAUACCUAUGAACUCAAGUUUGUCGACAUGAUCUUGUCCGCCAAAUGCAAUACCAACGGCAAACUGUUGGAGCACCACGUCACACACUCUGCUGAGAUGGAGAUUUCCGGCCUGACAGUGGCAUUCAACGAUGUCGCUAGCAUAAACUCCCCAAUCCUGCGCUUUGACGGCACCUUCAAAACCAGUGCAGCACCCUUCACCCUGAACAUUGAUGCCAUCUGCAACUCCAAUGUUGAUUACAACUUCUACGGGGAGAAGAACGCCCAAAUGUACAGCAAAUUUUUGAUGAAAGCCGAGCCUUUUAUGUUUACCCACGCAUUGGAACACAGAGCAUCCGCCAAUGUGAAAGACAUGCAGGGAGAACUGACCCUCCAGGCCAGCAUGGACAAUAAGUUCGACAGCUUGGUCACACUGAAAGAGCAGAGUGUCAACUUGAAAAUGACAUCCAACAUGAACGAGCACACUUUCAAUCAUGAGCUGAGCGCCUUCAACAAUGCAGAGAAAGUUGGCAUUGAGAUGACCAAUGCGGCAUCUACUUCUCUAUUAGCUGAGAAAAACAGAGACUAUAGCCUUUCUGGUUUCGUGAUCUAUGAGAAGAAUGGAGAAAGCCACAUCAUGAUCCCCUUCAUCGAGUAUUUGCCAGCAGUGGUUGAAACUAUCAGAAAUGCAGCAAUUAAAAUUAUGGACCAAGGCAUCAACGGCGUGAAAAACCUUGAUAACAAGUACCAAAUUAGCACAAGAGUUCACAGGAAAAUCACAGAGCUGAAAGAGGUCAUUGACAACUUCGACAUAAACCUCUUCGUCCAAGAUGUCAAGAAGUUCCUCAGCUCCAUUGAAAGCACAAUCACCAACCUGACUGCCAAGUUCCCCACCGACAAAGUUGUGGCUAUGCUGAAGUCUGUCAAGGAGAUGAUCAUGACUUGGAUCAAGAAGUACAACCUGGUUGAGAGGUUCAACAUCCUCUACAGGAAAAUGGAGGAGAUCCUGUCCAAUUACGAAGUGGAGAAAAUGAUUGGUGCUUUUAUGGAUGAGGUGGUUAAGAUCAUGAAGCAGUAUCAAGUGAGAGAGAAAAUCCAAACCGUGUUCGCUAAUAUUAAGUCUAUCGACAUCAAGCCAGUCGUCAAGAGAGUGAUGCUGCCAGUUCAAGGUUUGGUUGAGGAACUGUAUGCUGUUGACUUCAAGCAAUUUGUUGAAGAUAUUAAUGACUUUGUCCUGAGAAUGCUGCAGAAAGUCAGAUCUUUUGACUAUGAGACAUUGUCCAGGGAGGUGACAGAAACCCUGAAAGAGAUGAGCGCUGUUCCAUGUCUCGGAAAGCUGUUGGGAGAAGUCAAAGUGGUUUCCCCGCAUUACAAGAUGAAGACCAAUGUCAACUUUGAAAACAAUACUGUUAGCUUAGACACCCUAGACCUUCUGUUCACCCUUAAAUCCAAUGCUGAUUCCACAUUAAAGCCACUUGAAUACACCCUUGACGCCUCUGCUAAUGUUGCCCUGCCAAGAAUGAGCUACUUGACCAUUGCCGAAAGCCUCAAGUUUGACCAUUACGCAUUUCAGAUGGACCACCAGGCUUCCACAAACAUCUACAUGCACUCUGCUUUGGCGUCUGCUGAGACAACCGCAAAGGCAGACACUGAGCUGUACAGGGGAGAGCUCCUCAACAAAGCUUCCCUCACCAUGGAGAAUGGCAUCUCUUCCAAAAUGGAGACCAGCUACAAGCAAGACCUCCGAUUCCCACUUCUUAGAAUCUUCACUGACAUGGCCCUGAACCAAAUUACAACUUUGGAGAUUCAGGAUGGCAGCGCUACUUUGAAAUUGGAGAAUGCUGCUGAUGGUAAAGUGAACAGUGAUGAGGCCAACCACAAGAGCAAUAUGGAAGUUGUUUUUGAUCUCCACACAGCUAAGAUCUCCUUCAGUGGGGUUACUGGUGCUAACAGCAUGAAAGUUAUGGAGAAAUUGGAUGCAGACAUUUGCAUCUUCCGACACAUUAUCCUAGAUGCUAAGAUGGAAACUGAAGCUCCAUUCAUUAAAAACAGUGUUGCUGAGGUUAAAUUCCAGGCAAAGGCUGAGGACUCCAACAUUGACUUCACCGCCUCCCACAACGCAGAGCUUGUUGGUGAAAUUGAAGGAAAGCUUAUUAAAUUUUUGGUAUCCUUGAUCAUUCCAAAUGAUGUUGUAGCACCUUGGAAACUAUCAGGCAAAGUAGAUCUCCAAAACGUUUUAUCAUUUGCUCUGAAUCCAAUGGAGCAGAGGGCUAGCUGGACAAACCUGGCUCGAUUCAACCAGUACAAAUACUCCCAUUUGUUCAGCAUGGAAAACCUAGAGGGAGAAAUGAACAUCAUGUACCAAAUCAAUGGAGAGGCCAAUCUGGAUGUGCUGAAAGAACAAGUAACUAUCCCAGAAAUUGAACUGCCAUAUCUGGAUAUCACUAUCCCAAGAAUGGACGAUGUUUCUCUGUGGGAGGAUGCAGGUCUUCGCUAUUUCUUCAUCACCACCCAGCAAACUCUCGACAUCAACGGCAACUUGAAGUACAUGAAAAACCCAGACAUGAUCGUCAUCAACAUAGAACCCAUGAUGAAUGCCAUCAACAAGAACACCAAAGCUUUCCACAAACGCAUGCUCAUCGGAAAAGACAAAGUCGCCGCCCUUCUCACUCAAACUUACGGUAAAGCGAAGGAAGAGUAUGAAAAGUACAGUGCAGAGUUGCCCAAGACGAUCACAAUCCCAGCAUACAGCAUACCAGUUGUGGAUGUCAAGAUUUCCACCUACACCAUCCCGCUGCCUGACGCUACCUUGUUCAUAAUUCCAUCUUUCCACAUUCCAUCCGCUCUGAGCAAACUGACCAUUCCCAAAGUCACCCUGCCACAAAUUAACAGCAUCAACAUCCCACGUUUGGGAGAGAUGACGUACGAGUUCUCCGUGAAGACCGCAAUGCUGACUCUUAAAACCAAUGCUGGUCUUUUCAACACUGAAGAAGCUUUGACCAUGAAGCUGGAUGCCGCCUCCACUUCCGAGUUUGAGUUGCUUUCUGGAAAUCUUGAAGGCACGGCUGUUAUCAAGACCAAUGACGGGCUGAAGAUGGAUUCCAACAUGGCUGCGAGGCACGCCAUGGUAGAGUUCAACCACAACAAUGCUAUCAUCCUUUAUCCCACCAUGGCAAUGGACAUGACCAACUCCCUGAGACUUGCAACAUCCUACGACCUUGAGCAGUCCAUGAAGAUCAACAGAAAUGAGGGUCUGCUGGUGUCCCUGUCCAAUCCAUCCGGACUCAUCGGAGUGCAGGUUGUCCCCAAGUCCCUGACUGUUGUGAAGGCCAGAGUCUACGGAAGCUACCCAUCUGAGGAGGACAUGGACAUCGUGGCCCUACAGCUGUCCGUGGGCAAGAGCCUGAAUGUCCAGACCAACUGGAACAUGGAGAUGCCUUAUGACGCUAUGCUAGCAGUCCAAGCUAAAAUGCCAAGUGUAGACACCUAUGUCGAUGUUUCUCGUAGUUUGUAUAGAAACGUGCAGCACCAAGCCACCAGAGUUAGCAGAAAUGUGGCUAAGUCUUUCGAGAAAGCUAAAGAUGAGGGUGUAGCCAUGUUUAAACAGACCAUUGAAACUGUCUCUGCUAUGGAACCCUACGAGUACAUGACAACCUUUGCAGAUGACGCUAUUUUGAGCCUCAGGACUUGCCGUACUAGAGUCGCGAUGAUUUUAGAUGCUGUUGUGAAAUUCCUUGGAGAAACCAAUUUCCAACUUCCUGGUUAUACUGAAAAAGUCACUGGACUCGAGCUGUACAAAAUCGGUGCCGAGUUUGUCUCCGAUGUUUCCAAAGAAGCUAUCGAUAAGAUUCCAGAAUACAUCUCCUCAGUGUUCACCCCAGUAAUUGAGUAUUUUAAAACGCUAGAAUUUCAGUUUUCUAACAGUAUUGUGAGGGGUAGUGAGAUUCUGGAAGACUUUACUGUAUUUAUUAGCAGACUUCAAGAACAAAUGAAAAUCAUGGUUAAGAAAAUUGCCAACUACCCACUUGAGGAAAUCUUUAAAAAUCUAAAUUCUCUUUCACAGUUCGUUAUGUUGCAAACUGAAAAUUUAAUCGAAAUGGUCCGAUCUGUAGACGUGGACCGAAUGACCAACUUCCUUAGCGAGGUUUACGAAGACGCUGUUAAUUCCCAGUUUUUGAGGAAUAUCAUUAAACAGUUAGAAAAGGUGUACCUGAUUGUGUGGGAUUACAUCAGAACAGUCCAAGCGAGAGUCCAAAACAUGAUGGAAGACUUUUCCGUUAACCAGUUUAAAAACGACAUUGAUGCUAGCAUCAACAGAAUCGUCAAAAAUAUGAAUGCUUUCCAGAAUAACAUCAUUGAAACUUUAAAAGAAGAAACUAGAUCCAUAGACAAAUAUGUUAAAAUGGGUGACAGAAAUAUGGAAAUUGACGUACCUUUCCCAUUUGUGAACUGAGCUCCUGAUGCUAGAAUCCAACAUGGCACCUGGGCAUUGGCAGUAAGCUAACUGUAUGUUGAUGAAGCUUGUGUUAACUCCUUUUUUAAAUGUUUAAUUGUUUUGUUCUCACUAUGAGGUGGUAGUGGUCGCAUUUGUGUCUUGUAUUAUUUAAAAAACAAUGUGUGUGAUCAAUAAAGAGUUUAUACUGCAAA
Messenger RNA from Periophthalmus magnuspinnatus, 10155 nucleotides. Its product is annotated as apolipoprotein B-100-like. The coding region runs from base 179 to 9961 and encodes 3260 amino acids. Gene Ontology annotation, cellular component: mature chylomicron; low-density lipoprotein particle; very-low-density lipoprotein particle. NCBI's taxonomy places the organism in Eukaryota, Metazoa, Chordata, Actinopteri, Gobiiformes, Gobiidae. Gene Ontology annotation, biological process: cholesterol transport; cholesterol homeostasis; lipoprotein transport. Gene Ontology annotation, molecular function: low-density lipoprotein particle receptor binding; cholesterol transfer activity. The transcript has 26 exons. The record is from RefSeq and is a predicted model, not a curated record.